AUGACGAAAGAAAUCGUCACGCCACCACUGCUCAAGACGCGCUCGAAGGACCCUCUCGAAAGCUCGUGGCGGAAGCACAUGAGCGAUGGCCAAUGGGUUCCAGACGUUUCAGUAAACACGUGCAUGCUCUGUCGGACUGAUUUUGGGUUUUGGAUCCGUCGUCAUCAUUGUCGUCGCUGUGGAGCGGUAAUAUGUGAUGGAUGCUCUGGUAGUCGUACCAAAUUCAUCAAUAAGGAGAUCAAUGUAAAUCAAGCAGCAGAAGAAGAUUGCCGUGUCUGUGAUGCAUGCAUUCAAGUGAUUGAUGAGAAAUUGGCUCUUGGUGUAAGUCGACGUUUUGGUAAAGGAGUGGCCACUGCAUUGGCGACCAAUGUGAGCGAUAGUCGACAGACAAAUAAUCAUGAGAUGAAAGUAUCACUUGAACCAGAAAAAGGAGGUAAUCGGACAGUGAUGACCAUGGGCAGAUACAGAGCGGAGAUUAAAGAUUCAGAAGGGAAUCGAUACAUUUGUGAUACUGAUCUAUAA
Molecule: messenger RNA, 522 nt
Organism: Peronospora belbahrii
Lineage: Eukaryota; Oomycota; Peronosporomycetes; Peronosporales; Peronosporaceae
Source: the annotation of a GenBank genome assembly